This is a messenger RNA of Labeo rohita (rohu), 1761 nucleotides long. RefSeq names its product GTPase IMAP family member 8. Bases 1 to 1761 code for a protein of 586 amino acids. Gene Ontology annotation, molecular function: GTP binding. Lineage: Eukaryota; Metazoa; Chordata; Actinopteri; Cypriniformes; Cyprinidae. The record is from RefSeq and is a predicted model, not a curated record. The transcript has 2 exons.
AUGCAAUAUCUGUGUUUAAAUUUGGUUUUGCUGGGAAGAACAGGAGUUGGGAAAAGUUUGUCAGGAAACACAAUACUGGGACGACAAGCUUUCAUCUCAGGGAGCAGCUCCACUUUAGUGACUCACAAUGUUGCUGCUGAAAUUGGUGAUAUUUGUGGAUUACCAAUCACAGUUUAUGACACACCAGGAUUUUCUGAUAAAGUGCUGACUAAGGAAGACUCUUGGAAAUAUGAAGAAAUUCUUCAGAAAUGUGAAUCAGGUCUGUGUGCCUUUCUGCUGGUUCUCCGGUCAGACAGUUUCACUGAAGAAGAUCAGGAAGCUCUGGAGAAGAUUGAAGAGCUGCUGGGAGCAAAGCGCAUCGAAAAUACCUGGAUACUUUUCACCAGAGGAGAUAAAUUAGAAGAAAAUGUUAGCAUAAAUAAAGUCAUCAAAGAAACCGAAUACUUGAAGAACCUUGUUCAGAAAUAUGAGGGCAGAUACCAUGUGUUCAACAACAAGCAUAGAAGACCUGACGAUGAUGAUCAAGUGAAUUCUCUGAUAUCUAAAGUUUUCUACAGGAACCUAGAGAUUUUGCCAAAACGAAAAAGAAUUCCAGUCAACAUCCCCAACAUUCUUGCCAACCAUCGUUUAACCAGAAGAAUUGUGCUUCUGGGUAAAAGUGGUGUUGGGAAAAGUGCAGCUGCAAACACAAUACUGGGACAGACCGUGUUUGAAUCUGCAGUUGGCUCAAAUUCAGUAACCCAUGAAUGUUCAGUAAAACACAGUACUGUCGCAGGGAGGAAAGUGUCUGUAGUUGAUACUCCUGGAUUAUUUGACACAGAGAUGAGUUCUGAGCACUUAAUGAUAGAAAUAGUGAGAAGUGUUUAUAUAUCCAGUCCUGGACCUCAUGCCUUUCUCAUUGUGUUUCCUGUGAACCGAUUCACUGAGCAGGAGGAGGAGAUUCCUCGGAUCAUUGAGAUGUUGUUUGGUCAGGAGGUGUUACAAUAUUCCAUCAUUCUCUUCACUCAUGGAGAUCAGCUAGAAGGAAGGUCCAUAAAAGAAAUCAUUGAGGAGAGUAAAGCAUUAAGAGAUCUAGUUGAUCAGUGUGGAGGCAGAUAUCAGGUGUUCAACAACAGAGAUGAGAAUAACAGAGAGCAGGUGAAUGAUCUACUGCAGAAGAUUGACACAAUGAUAGAGCAGAAUGGAGGAGGAUAUUACAGUAAUGAGAUGUAUGAAGAUGCUCUGAGAUUCAGACGAGAGGAAGAGAUUGAGAGAGUAAGAAAGGAGGCAGAGGAGAGAGUCAGAGCAGAGAUACAGCAUGAGAAUAAUCUGAGACGACAACAAGAGGAGAUUCAAAGACGAGAAGAGAUUGAAAGAGUCAGAAAGGAGACAGAGGAGAGAAUCAGAGCAGAGACAAAAGCUCAAAUGAUGUCUAAAAUAGAAAGACUUGAAGCAGAGAGACAGAAAGAGGAAGAGUGGAGAAAACAACAAGAGCAGAACCACAGACAAGAAGAGAUUGAGAGAAUAAUAAGACAGACAGAGGAGAGAACCAGAGCAGAGAUACAACAUGAGAAUAACCCGAGACAACGACAAGAGGAGAACCACAAUAUGUCUGAAGAAAGAUGUGGAUUUAAGAAGUUUUUUUCAAAAUAUUGGAAAUUUUUUUUAAUGGGCAUUGCAGCUGGUGCUAUAAUUGAUGGUGGAGUUGCUAAGGGAGUUAGUCAUGGAAUUGUUGGUGGAGUAGUAGCCUUAAUUGUUGAUAAAAGGCAUCAGCAUCACUAA